This is a messenger RNA of Polyodon spathula (Mississippi paddlefish), 13312 nucleotides long. RefSeq names its product transformation/transcription domain-associated protein. The transcript is spliced from 72 exons. The record is from RefSeq and is a predicted model, not a curated record. Gene Ontology annotation, biological process: regulation of DNA-templated transcription; DNA repair. Gene Ontology annotation, cellular component: nucleus; NuA4 histone acetyltransferase complex; SAGA complex. Gene Ontology annotation, molecular function: transcription coregulator activity; protein binding. Lineage: Eukaryota; Metazoa; Chordata; Actinopteri; Acipenseriformes; Polyodontidae. The coding region runs from base 128 to 11680 and encodes 3850 amino acids.
AUCGGUCUGCUUCUUGGUGCACUUGCUCAGAAGUGAGCGGAGGGCUUUUCGUGUUGGUCUUGCGUUGAGAAUAACAUCGAUCCCAGACCUGUAAAUACUGUACCACCCACCCCCCUCCUGCUGAACCAUGGCCUUCGUGCCCACACCGAGCCCCACUGUGGUGGACCAGACCACACUGAUGAAGAAAUACCUGCAGUUUGUGGCAGCGCUCACAGACAACAACACACCUGAUGAAACCAAGUUAAAGAUGAUGCAAGAAGUCAGUGAAAAUUUUGAAAAUGUAACAUCUUCGCCGCAGUAUUCCACCUUUCUGGAACACAUCAUUCCUCGUUUCCUCACCUUCUUGCAGGAUGGAGAGGUUCAGUUUCUGCAGGAAAAACCAGCUCAGCAACUGAGAAAGCUGGUACUAGAAAUCAUUCACCGAAUUCCAACUAACGAACAUCUCCGACCACACACCAAAAACAUUCUGUCUGUGAUGUUCCGCUUUUUAGAGAUUGAGAGUGAGGAGAAUGUUCUUAUUUGCCUGAGGGUCAUCAUUGAACUACACAAACAGUUCAGGCCACAGAUCACACAGGAGAUUCACCACUUUUUAGACUUUGUGAAGCAGAUCUACAAAGAGUUGCCCAAAGUGGUGACCCGGUACUUUGAGAACCCGCAGGUUGUCCCUGACAACACAGUGCCGUCACCGGAGAUGGUGGGCAUGAUCACGUCCAUCGUGGUGAAGACGAAUCCUGAGCGGGAGGACAGCGAGACCCGCACGGUGAGUCACACAAUCAUUCCCAGAGGUUCCCUCUCACUGAAGGUUCUGGCUGAGCUGCCCAUCAUUGUCGUGCUGAUGUACCAGCUGUACAAAUUAAACAUUCACAAUGUGGUUGCAGAGUUUGUGCCUUUGAUCAUGAACACCAUCAUGCUUCAAGUUUCUCCUCAGGCAAGGCAACAUAAGCUGUACAACAAAGAACUCUAUGCAGACUUCAUUGCAGCUCAGAUCAAAACCCUUUCCUUCUUGGCUUAUAUUAUCAGAAUAUAUCAGGACUUGGUGGCCAAGUACUCUCAGCAGAUGGUGAAGGGGAUGCUGCAGCUGCUGUCGAACUGCCCCUCGGAGACGGCACACCUGCGCAAAGAGCUCCUCAUCGCGGCCAAGCACAUCCUCACCACUGACCUGCGCAGCCAAUUCAUUCCAUGCAUGGAUAAGCUGUUUGAUGAGUCCAUACUAAUUGGCUUGGGGUACACGGCUCGUGAGACACUGAGACCCCUGGCCUACAGCACACUGGCUGACCUGGUGCACCACGUGCGUCAGAACUUGCCCCUGAUCGACCUUUCCCUGGCUGUGCAGCUCUUUGCCAAGAACAUCGACGACGAGUCCCUGCCCAGCAGCAUCCAAACCAUGUCCUGCAAGCUGCUGCUCAACCUGGUGGACUGCAUCCGUUCCAAGAGCGAGCAGGAGAACGGCAAUGGCCGGGACAUCCUCAUGAGGAUGCUGGAGGUGUUUGUGCUCAAGUUUCACACCAUUGCACGCUACCAGCUGGUCACCAUCUUUAAGAAGUGCAAGCCGCAGUCCGAGUUGGGUGUGGUGGAUGCCGCAGCCCUCCCUGGGGUACCUCCCACCCCCACCGUUCCUGUCCCUCUGCCUCUGCCCCCACCCGUACCCCCCACACCAGUCACCCCAGCUCCCCCCACCUCCUCCUUUGACAAGCAGGGGGACAAGGAGGACAAGCAGACCUUCCAGGUGUCAGACUGCCGCAGCCUAGUCAAGACCCUGGUGUGCGGAGUCAAGACCAUCACCUGGGGCAUCACCUCCUGCAAAGCCCCUGGAGAAGCUCAGUUCAUCCCUAACAAACAGCUGCAGCCUAAAGAAACUCAGAUCUACAUCAAGCUUGUCAAAUACGCCAUGCAAGCUUUGGAUAUUUAUCAGGUGCAGAUUGCUGGGAAUGGGCAGACCUACAUCCGUGUAGCAAACUGCCAGACGGUGCGGAUGAAGGAGGAGAAGGAGGUUCUAGAGCACUUCGCUGGGGUCUUUACCAUGAUGAACCCCCUCACCUUCAAGGAGAUCUUCCAGACUACUGUGCCCUACAUGGUUGACAGGAUCUCCAAGAACUAUGCACUACAGAUUGUUGCAAACUCAUUCCUGGCGAACCCGUCCACCUCUGCUCUGUUUGCCACAAUCCUGGUGGAGUACCUGCUGGAGAGGCUGCCUGAGAUGGGCUCCAACGUGGAACUCUCCAACCUCUACCUCAAGCUUUUCAAGCUGGUCUUUGGCUCCGUCUCCCUCUUCGCUGCAGAGAAUGAGCAGAUGCUCAAGCCUCAUUUGCACAAGAUUGUGAACAGCUCGAUGGAGCUGGCCCAGUCUGCCAAGGAGCCCUACAACUAUUUCCUGCUGCUCAGGGCUCUCUUCAGGUCCAUUGGAGGCGGGAGCCAUGACCUGUUGUACCAGGAAUUCCUGCCCCUUCUGCCAAACUUGCUGCAAGGCCUGAACAUGCUACAGAGUGGCCUGCACAAGCAGCACAUGAAGGACCUGUUUGUGGAGCUGUGCCUGACGGUUCCAGUUCGCCUCAGCUCCCUGCUGCCCUACCUGCCUAUGCUGAUGGACCCACUGGUGUCGGCCCUCAACGGCUCCCAGACGCUGGUGAGCCAGGGCCUUCGCACCCUGGAGCUGUGCGUGGACAACCUGCAGCCGGACUUCCUCUAUGACCACAUCCAGCCUGUCCGCGCCGAGCUCAUGCAGGCCCUCUGGCGCACUCUCCGGAACCCGGCAGACACCAUCUCCCAUGUGGCGUACCGCGUGCUGGGCAAGUUUGGCGGCAGCAACCGCAAGAUGCUGAAGGAGUCUCAGAAGCUACAGUUCGUGGUGACGGAGGUGCCGGGCCCCAGCAUAACCACCGAGUUCUCAGACUGCAAGGCCUCCAUUCAGCUCCCCAUGGAGAAGGCUAUUGAAACAGCUCUGGACUGUCUGAAGAGUGCCAACACAGAGCCGUAUUACCGCAGGCAGGCCUGGGAGGUCAUCAAGUGCUUCCUGGUGGCCAUGAUGAGCCUGGAUGACAACAAGCAUGCCCUCUACCAGUUGUUGGCUCACCCAAAUUUCACAGAGAAGUGGAUCCCCAGUGUUAUAAUUUCACACCGGUAUAAAGCCCAGGACACCCCUGCCCGCAAGACGUUCGAGCAGGCCUUGACGGGAGCCUUCAUGUCGGCUGUCAUUAAAGACCUCCGGCCCAGCGCCCUCCCCUUCGUGGCCAGCCUCAUCCGCCACUACACUAUGGUGGCUGUGGCACAGCAGUGUGGCCCCUUCCUGCUGCAGUGCUACCAGCUUGGCAGCCAGCCCAGCACAGCCAUGUUCCACAGCGAGGACAACGGCUCCAAGGGCAUGGACCCCCUGGUCCUGAUCGACGCCAUCGCCAUCUGCAUGGCCUACGAGGAGAAAGAGCUGUGCAAGAUCGGAGAGGUGGCGCUGGCAGUCAUCUUUGACGUGGCCAGCAUCAUCCUGGGCUCCAAGGAGAGGGCCUGCCAGUUGCCUCUGUUCUCCUACAUCGUGGAGCGUCUGUGUGCCUGUUGCUAUGAACAGGCCUGGUAUGCCAAGCUGGGUGGCGUGGUGUCCAUCAAGUUUCUGAUGGAGCGGCUGCCCCUGAUCUGGGUCCUCCAGAACCAACAGACCUUCCUGAAGGCGUUGUUGUUUGUCAUGAUGGACCUUACAGGAGAGGUGUCGAACGGGGCGGUGGCCAUGGCGAAGACCACCCUGGAGCAGCUCCUGGUGCGCUGUGCUACGCCGCUCAAGGACGAGGAGAAAACAGAGGAGCUGCUGGCCGCACAGGAGAAGUCUUUCCACCAUGUCACCCACGACCUGGUGCGUGAGGUCACCUCUCCAAACUCCACUGUCCGCAAGCAGGCCAUGCACUCCCUGCAGGUCCUCGCGCAGGUCACAGGCAAAAGUGUCACGGUCAUCAUGGAGCCCCACAAAGAGGUGUUGCAGGACAUGGUUCCCCCAAAGAAGCACCUUCUUCGUCACCAGCCAGCCAACGCCCAGAUUGGGCUGAUGGAAGGUAACACCUUCUGCACAACUCUGCAGCCCCGGCUCUUCACCAUGGACCUCAACGUGGUGGAACACAAGGUCUUCUACACCGAGUUGCUGAACCUGUGUGAAGCGGAGGAUACUGCUCUUGUGAAGUUGCCAUGCUACAAGAGCCUGCCAUCUCUAGUGCCUCUGCGCAUCGCUGCACUGAAUGCUCUGGCCGCCUGCAAUUAUCUGCCUCAGUCCAGAGAGAAAAUCAUUGCAGCUCUCUUCAAGGCUCUUAACUCCACUAAUAAUGAACUGCAGGAGGCCGGGGAAGCCUGCAUGAGAAAGUUUUUGGAAGGGGCGACGAUCGAGGUGGAUCAGAUCCACACCCACAUGCGCCCCCUGCUGAUGAUGCUGGGCGAUUACCGCAGCCUGACACUCAAUGUUGUAAACCGCCUCACCUCUGUCACACGGCUCUUCCCCAACUCCUUCAACGACAAGUUCUGCGACCAAAUGAUGCAACACCUGCGGAAAUGGAUGGAAGUGGUGGUGAUCAAUCACAAAGGAGGACAGCGAAGCGAUGGAAAUCCUGCUGUAGAAGGUGGUUUGGAGGAAAUGAAAAUUUGCUCUGCGAUUAUUAAUCUGUUCCACUUGAUCCCGGCUGCCCCCCAGACACUGGUCAAGCCUUUGUUGGAGGUGGUGAUGAAAACGGAGAGAGCCAUGCUAAUAGAGGCUGGAAGCCCGUUCAGGGAGCCCCUGAUUAAGUUCCUGACGCGUCACCCAUCACAGACAGUGGAGCUGUUCAUGAUGGAAGCCACCCUGAAUGACCCCCAGUGGAGCAGGAUGUUCAUGAGCUUUCUAAAGCACAAAGAUGCCAAGCCCCUGCGGGAUGUCCUGGCCUCAAAUCCCAAUCGCUUUGUGACCCUGCUGCUCCCAGCCGGUCCUCAGGCAGCGGCCCGGCCCGGCUCCCCCUCUACCAGCACCAGCACCAGCACCAUGCGGCUCGACCUGCAGUUCCAGGCAAUCAAGAUCAUCAGCAUCAUUGUGAAGAACGACGAGGGCUGGCUGGCAGGGCAGCACUCUCUGGUUGGCCAGCUGAGGCGCGUCUGGGUGAGCGAGGCCUUCCAAGAGCGCCACCGCAAAGAUAACAUGGCUGCCACCAACUGGAAAGAGCCCAAACUACUUGCUUAUUGUCUGCUUAGCUACUGCAAGCGCAACUAUGGAGAGACUGAGCUGCUGUUCCAGCUGCUGCAAGCUUUCACGGGCCGCUUCUUGUGCAACAUGACCUUUCUGAAGGAGUACAUGGAAGAGGAGAUCCCCAAGAACUACGGCAUCGUUCACAAGAGAGCGUUGUUCUUCCGAUUCGUCGAAAUCAAUGACCCAAACUUCGGGGACGAGCUGAAAGCCAAGGUACUGCAGCACAUCCUGAACCCAGCCUUCCUGUAUAGCUUUGAGAAGGGGGAGGGGGAGCAGCUGUUGGGGCCACCCAAUCCAGAGGGGGACAACCCUGAGAGCAUCACCAGCGUCUUCAUCACCAAGGUGCUGGACCCAGAAAAGCAGAAUGACCUGCUGGACUCGCUGCGGAUCUACCUGCUCCAGUUUGCCACGCUGCUGGUGGAGCACGCCCCCCACCACAUCCACGACAACAACAAGAGCCGCAACAGCAAGCUGCGCCGCCUCAUGACCUUCGCUUGGCCGUGCCUGCUUUCCAAGGCCUGCGUGGACCCAGCCUGCAAAUACAGCGGCCACCUGCUGCUGGCACACAUCAUCGCCAAGUUCGCCAUCCACAAAAAGAUCGUCCUGCAGGUCUUCCACAGCCUGCUGAAGGCUCACACCAUGGAAGCCCGGGCCAUCGUCAGACAGGCUAUGGCUAUCCUCACCCCGGCUGUUCCUGCUCGCAUGGAGGACGGUCACCAGAUGCUGACCCACUGGACACGCAAGAUCAUCGUUGAGGAGGGCCACACGGUCCCUCAGUUGGUUCAUAUACUACACCUCAUAGUGCAGCACUUCAGGGUUUACUAUCCCGUGAGGCACCAUUUGGUGCAGCACAUGGUCAGCGCCAUGCAGAGACUGGGGUUCACUCCCAGCGUCACCAUUGAGCAGAGGAAGCUAGCUGUGGACCUGGCGGAGGUGGUCAUUAAGUGGGAGCUGCAGAGAAUCAAGGAGCAACUGCCCGAGUCAGAGGGUGAUCUUGGCGGCAGCGGGGAGGGAACGAGUGUCGCUACCGGGGCGAUGAAGAGGGGGCUUUCCAUGGACUCUGGACAGGACGUGAAGCGAUUCCGCACUGCUACAGGAGCCGUGAGCACAGUUUUUGCGCGCAGUCAGUCGGUGCCUGGUGCUGACGCCCUGCUCACCAAGCCAGUGGAGAAGCAGCACACUGACACGGUGGUCAGUUUCCUCAUCAGGAUAGCUUGCCAAGUAAAUGACAGCGCCAACACGGCAGGCUCCCCCGGAGAGCUGCUGUCUCGCCGCUGCGUCUCCCUCAUGAAGACCGCUCUGCGCCCUGACAUGUGGCCCAAGUCGGAGCUCAAGCUGCAGUGGUUCGACAAGCUGCUCAUGACUGUGGAACAACCGAACCAGGCAAACUUUGCAAACAUCUGCACGGGCCUGGAGGUGCUGAGCUUCCUGCUCACAGUGCUGCAGUCCCCUGCCAUCCUGUCGCAUUUCAAACCGCUGCAGCGCGGGAUCGCAGCCUGCAUGACCUGCGGCAACACCAAGGUGCUGAGAGCCGUGCACACCCUGCUGUCUCGCCUGAUGAGCAUCUUCCCCACUGAGCCCAGCACUUCGAAUGUCGCCUCGAAAUAUGAAGAGCUGGAGUGCCUCUAUGCUGCAGUUGGGAAGGUUAUAUAUGAAGGUCUCACGAACUAUGAGAAAGCCACUACUGCCAAUUCUACUCAGCUGUUUGGUACCUUGAUGAUUCUGAAGUCUGCUUGCAGCAACAACCCGAGCUACAUCGACCGCCUCAUCUCUGUGUUCAUGCGCUCACUGCAGAAGAUGGUGCGGGACCACCUGAACCCACAGGCCAUUCCUGGAGCGGUCGAGACCAACACAGUGACCAGCGAGCUGGUGAUGCUGAGUCUGGACUUGGUGAAGACGAGGCUGGCCGUCAUGAGCAUGGAGAUGAGGAAAAACUUUGUUCAGGUCAUCCUCACCUCUCUCAUCGAGAAGUCGCCCGACGCCAAAAUCCUGAGGGCUGUGGUGAAGAUUGUGGAGGAGUGGGUCAAGAACAACUCCCCCAUGGCUGUCAACCAGAUGCCAAAUCUAAGGGAGAAGUCCAUUCUGCUGGUGAAAAUGAUGACCUACAUUGAAAAGCGCUUUCCAGAAGACCUUGAAUUAAAUGCCCAGUUCUUAGACCUCGUUAACUAUGUCUACAGGGAUGAGAAUCUGUCUGGUAGUGAUAUCACCUCCAAGCUGGAGCCUGCCUUCCUGUCUGGGCUGCGCUGCUCCCAACCCCUCAUCCGGGCCAAGUUCUUUGACGUCUUCGAUGGCUCUAUCAAGCGACGGGUCUACGAGAGGCUUCUCUACGUUACCUGCUCCCAGAAUUGGGAGGCCAUGGGCAACCAUUUCUGGAUAAAACAAUGCAUUGAGCUGCUCCUUGCUGUGUGUGAGCGUGGCACCACCAUUGGGACGAACUGUCAAGGGGCCAUGCUGCCGUCAAUCACUAAUGUCAUCAAUCUGGCUGACAGUCACGACCGAGCUGCCUUCGCCAUGGUAACACACGUCAAACAAGAGCCGCGGGAGAGGGAGAACAGCGAGACCAAGGAGGAGGAUGUGGAGAUUGACAUUGAGCUGGCUCCGGGAGACCAGACUAGCACUCCCAAAACCAAGGAGCAGGCGGAGAAAGAUGCUGGGAACCAAUUGCACAUGCUGACCAACAGGCAUGAUAAGUUUCUGGAUUCUCUCAGAGAAGUAAAGACAGGAGCCUUGCUAAACGCUUUUGUCCAGUUGUGUCAUAUUUCCACUCCGCUAGCAGAAAAAACCUGGGUCCAGCUUUUCCCCAGACUCUGGAAAAUCCAGUCCGAUCGGCAGCAGCAUGCGCUGUCUGGAGAGAUCAGUCCGUUCCUGUGCAGCGGCAGUCACCAGGCACAGAGGGACUGCCAGCCCAGCGCUCUCAACUGCUUUGUGGAGGGCAUGUCCCAGUGCGUGCCGCCCAUCCCCAUCCGGCCCUGUGUGCUCAAGUACCUGGGGAAGACCCACAACCUGUGGUUCCGCUCCACGCUCAUGCUGGAGCACCAGGCCUUCGAGAAGGGGCUCAGCCUGCAGAUCAAAGCCAAGCAGUCCACAGAGUUCUACGAGCAGGAGAGCAUCACCCCGCCGCAGCAGGAGAUUUUGGACUCCUUGGCUGAACUCUACUCGCUCCUGCAAGAGGAGGACAUGUGGGCAGGGCUGUGGCAGAAGCGCUGCAAGUUCCCCGAGACUGCCACAGCCAUCGCGUACGAGCAGCAUGGCUUCUUCGAACAGGCUCAAGAAAGCUAUGAGAAGGCAAUGGAGAAAGCUCGGAAGGAACAUGAAAGGAGCAACGCCUCUCCUGCCAUCUUCCCAGAGUACCAGGUGUGGGAGGAUCACUGGGUGCGGUGUUCGAAGGAGCUGAACCAGUGGGAGCCCCUGACAGAGUAUGGCCAGUCUAAAGGCCACACCAACCCCUACCUGGUCCUGGAGUGUGCUUGGAGAGUCUCCAACUGGGCAGCAAUGAAAGAGGCCUUGGUGCAGGUGGAGCUGAGCUGCCUAAAAGAGAUGGCCUGGAAAGUGAACAUGUACCGGGGCUACCUGGCUAUCUGCCACCCCGAGGAGCAGCAGCUGAACUUCAUCGAGCGGCUGGUGGAGAUGGCGAGCAACCUGGUCAUCCGGGAGUGGAGGAGACUGCCUCACAUCGUUUCUCACGUGCACACCCCCCUGCUGCAGGCUGCCCAGCAAAUUAUUGAGCUCCAGGAAGCUGCCCAGAUCAAUGCUGGCUUGCAGCCUGCCAGCCUGGGCAGGAACACCAGCCUCCAUGACAUGAAGACUGUGGUGAAGACCUGGAGGAACAGACUGCCCAUUGUGUCGGAUGACCUGUCCCACUGGAGCAGCAUCUUCAUGUGGAGGCAGCACCACUACCAAGCCAUCGUGGCGGCCUAUGAGAAUAGCUCGCAGCACGACCCGAACUCCAACAACGCCAUGCUGGGGGUGCACGCCUCGGCCUCCGCCAUCAUCCAGUACGGGAAGAUCGGUCGCAAGCAGGGGCUGGUCAACGUGGCACUGGACAUCCUGAGCCGCAUCCACACCAUCCCCACAGUGCCCAUCGUCGACUGCUUCCAGAAGAUCCGCCAGCAGGUCAAGUGCUACCUGCAGCUGGCCGGAGUCAUGGGCAAGAACGAGUGCAUGCAGGGCCUGGAGGUCAUUGAAUCCACAAAUCUCAAGUAUUUCACCAAGGAGAUGACAGCCGAGUUCUACGCUCUGAAGGGGAUGUUCCUGGCCCAGAUUAACAAGUCUGAAGAGGCGAACAAGGCAUUCUCUGCAGCGGUGCAGAUGCAUGACGUGCUUGUGAAGGCCUGGGCUAUGUGGGGAGAUUACCUGGAGAACAUCUUUGUGAAGGACCGGCAGCUCCACCUGGGCGUCGCCGCCAUCACCUGCUACCUGCACGCCUGCCGUCACCAGAACGAGAGCAAGUCUCGCAAGUACCUGGCCAAGGUCUUGUGGCUGCUCAGCUUCGAUGAUAAGAAUACCCUGGCUGAUGCUGUCGACAAAUACUGCAUUGGAGUGCCGCCUAUCCAGUGGCUGGCAUGGAUCCCACAGCUGCUAACCUGCCUGGUUGGAUCAGAGGGCAAGCCACUUCUGAACCUCAUCAGCCAGGUUGGACGGGUGUAUCCUCAGGCCGUCUACUUUCCCAUCCGGACCCUUUACCUAACACUGAAGAUCGAGCAGAGGGAGCGGUACAAAAGUGACUCGGGCCAGCAGCAGCCCAGCUCGGUCGGUGCCCAGUCCCACUCUGCCUCGGACCCGGGCCCCAUUCGCGCGACGGCGCCCAUGUGGCGCUGCAGCCGGAUCAUGCACAUGCAGCGGGAGCUUCACCCCACCCUGCUCUCCUCGCUGGAGGGCAUCGUGGACCAGAUGGUGUGGUUCAGAGAGAACUGGCAUGAGGAGGUGCUGCGUCAGCUCCAGCAGGGCCUGGCUAAGUGCUACUCUGUGGCCUUUGAGAAGAGCGGCGCUGUGUCGGACGCCAAGAUCACGCCGCACACGCUCAACUUCGUCAAGAAGCUGGUGAGCACCUUCGGCGUGGGCCUGGAGAACGUCUCCAACGUGUCCACCAUGUUCUCCAGUGCCGCCUCGGAGUCGUUGGCACGCCGGGCACAGGCAACCGCUCAGGACCCAGUCUUCCAGAAGAUGAAGGGCCAGUUCACCACAGACUUUGACUUCAGCGUGCCGGGCUCCAUGAAGCUGCACAACCUCAUCUCCAAGCUGAAGAAGUGGAUCAAGAUCCUGGAGGCCAAGACCAAGCAGCUGCCAAAGUUUUUCCUGAUCGAGGAGAAGUGCCGCUUCCUGAGCAACUUCUCCGCGCAGACCGCCGAGGUGGAGAUCCCGGGGGAGUUUCUCAUGCCAAAGCCCACACACUACUACAUCAAGAUCGCCAGGUUCAUGCCUAGAGUGGAGAUCGUUCAGAAGCACAACACAGCUGCUCGCAGACUCUAUAUCCGAGGCCACAACGGGAAAAUCUACCCAUACCUGGUGAUGAACGAUGCCUGCCUGACUGAGUCCCGUCGAGAAGAGCGAGUCCUGCAGCUCCUGCGGUUGCUCAACCCUUGUCUGGAGAAGAGGAAGGAGACCACCAAGAGGCACCUCUUCUUCACAGUGCCCCGUGUUGUUGCAGUCUCUCCUCAGAUGAGGCUGGUUGAGGACAACCCUUCCUCGCUGUCCUUGGUCGAAAUCUACAAGCAGCGCUGCGCCAAGAAAGGCAUCGAGCACGACAAUCCCAUCUCGCGCUACUACGACAGGCUGGCUACAGUCCAAGCCCGGGGCACGCAGGCCAGCCACCAGGUUCUGCGGGACAUCCUGAAGGAGGUGCAGGGGAACAUGGUACCACGCAGCAUGCUGAAGGAAUGGGCGCUGCACACCUUCCCCAACGCCACAGAUUACUGGACCUUCCGCAAGAUGUUCACCAUCCAGCUGGCGCUCAUCGGACUAGCUGAGUUUGUUCUGCACUUGAACCGGCUCAACCCGGAGAUGCUGCAGAUUGCCCAGGACACUGGCAAGCUCAAUGUUGCGUAUUUCCGAUUUGACAUCAAUGACGCCACUGGGGAUCUGGAUGCCAACCGGCCUGUUCCAUUCCGGUUGACUCCCAACAUCUCUGAAUUCCUGACCACCAUCGGGGUCUCCGGCCCUCUCACAGCCUCCAUGAUUGCCGUCGCUCGCUGCUUCGCUCAGCCCAACUUCAAGGUUGAUGGCAUUCUAAAGGCCGUGCUCCGUGAUGAAAUAAUUGCCUGGCACAAGAAGACGCAGGAGGACACCUCCACGCCACUCUCAGCUGCUGGGCAGCCCGAUAACAUGGACAGUCAGCAGCUUGUGUCCCUGGUCCAGAAAGCUGUCACUGCCAUCAUGACCCGGCUCCACAACCUGGCCCAGUUCGAGGGGGGUGAGAGCAAAGUAAACACACUGGUGGCAGCAGCCAACAGCCUGGACAACCUUUGUCGAAUGGACCCCGCAUGGCACCCGUGGUUGUAAACCGCGUCGGGAUUGGAAUCAGACAGGUUUAAGAGUUCAAGCUGUGUGAGUCUGCUAACACUCACCCUAGCUUUAAUGCAGUGUUGGAGCAUAAAUUGAACCACCAUGGGAGAAAUCACCAUCUGUAGUAUUGCUGAGUUUUAUGGCAAUUGUAUGAAGAGCAUUGCUGUUGGAAUUCUGUAUGUGACUCCCCCCCCCCCCCUACAAUUAGAAAGGACAAACAGAGAAGAACAAUGGUAUCGCAACACAACCUUUUGUAUAGCAUGCCUGCUUCACAGCCAAUGGAUCUGGUCAUGUUUUUAAAAACUUUGUGCUCCUGAUAGACAUACAGAAUGAUGCAGUCUUUUUAUUUUAUUGUUCUUACUGUGAAACAAUUGGGCUUUACAUUUGUACUUGUUGGCCAGUGGACCUCAGCAACUUCUCGGUACUAAGCAAAGUACAAGCAUAUGCAAUUUAAGUGGUUUAUCGUCUGCAAAACAAACAAACAUAAAUAAUACAGUGAGUCUAUAUUUAUAGUGACUUGUUUAUACCACUGUCCCCUAUAGGUCUACCAUGUGACUGCUUAGCAGCACCCUCUGCUGGGUGAGCUGAGAAUGGAGCAGUCUGCUACCUGUUUCUAGAUUAACGCUGUGCUUGCACUUAUUCAUGGUAUCAGUAUUUAAAAUACAUUAAAUAUGGUGCAAAGCAAGUGUUGUACAGACUUUUCUUUAGUGGUGUUUUCUGCUUUUUAUCUUUCAUGCUGUGGUGAUUUGUAUGUCUUUUGCUGGUUUAUUAAGGCUGAUCCACCUUGCUGGAUCAUCAUCGGUGCAAUGUGCUGCAUGGAAUAAAGAGGGACCAAACACUCACAGCACACUGCUGCAGGAUGAGCUAUUGCUUUCAACACGUUGCAUUUAGCCCUAACAGCCCAGUAUACUGGGUAAGCCUUGAUCCUGUGUCAUGGGAACGAGUUGCAACAAUAAAAUCACUACAGAGCAAGUGCACAUCAAAAUGCAGCAAAGGAGAACAUUUCUAUUAAUCACUAUAGUCUUGGAUAUGGAUCUGAAGAAUAUACUGCUGGGAAAUGUAACUACGAAAAACAAAACAAAAAAGAAAAAACAUUGUACUUUUAUCCAGUGGUGAGAGAGCUAAUAUGUAAAUAUACUUUCUUACCUUGUGUGUUAAUAUUGGGGGACAGACAACUGUCGGUGCAUUCCAUCCUCAUUCUCUUGCUCAUCUUGAGAGACUUUUAUCUUGGAGCCAUGUGUACAUUUUAAUGAAUAUCAUUUGUAUAAGAUUGAAAACCAUCAAGCCACAAGGUGUGUGGAUGGAAUGUUCAUUUUAGAGGAAGAUCUAGUGUAUACAUAAAGCACACUAUAAUAUUUUUGUACGUAGAAGCAUUAUGUUAAGUACUUAUUAAAUGAAGUUUGGUUUACAAGGGGUGUUUUUAAUAAUCCCAGCAUAUACAUGUGUGUGUAUGUGUGGGAGUUUAUUACUUGUAUUAAAGCGCGACAGAUUCCUGAUUUGAUGCUGUAUCCUGUAUGUCUAUUUAAAUGCAAUGACCUUUUCCUUUCUUUUUUUUUUUUUUUUUUUAUAACUUAUUUUAUCAAUUUUGCAAGGUACUUGCUUGUGUGCCAGCAGUUUGCUUCCAAACUU